AUGUUGAGGAAAUGGAUCAGUUGGCAGAUGAGCUUUAGAAGAGUUAUCAACAGAGGAUCCCUACAAGUUGCUUUGACCAAGGAUUCUUCAGAGGGAUAUGCCAGUUUGCGAAGUCAUGGCAGUGAGCUCGAUCAAGAACUCGAUCGAGUCGACCUCGAACAAACGAACUCGAUCGAGCUGGGACUGAAAGCAAGGCACCUAAAGUCGACCUCAAACCUUUGCCUGAGGGCCUCAGGAAAGUACAGAAAGGCAAUAGGUUACACUCUAGAUGAUAUCAAGGGGAUCUCCCCUGACCUAUGCAUCCAUAGGAUUCAUCUAGAGGAUGAAAGUAAGUCAAGCAUUGAACCUCAGAGAAGAUUGAACCCCAAUCUAAAGGAAGUAGUGAAGAAAGAGAUACUCAAGUUGCUUGAUGCUGGGAUAAUCUAUCCCAUCAGUGAUAGCACUUGGAUAUCUCCAGUUCAUUGCGUCCCAAAGAAAGGGGGGAUCACUGUCAUUAAAAACGACAAAGAGGAGCUGAUUCCCACUAGAACAAUAGUGGGGCAUCGCAUGUGUAUUGACUAUAGGAAGCUAAAUUCAGCAUCUAGAAAGGAUCAUUUCCCUCUCCCUUUCAUUGAUCAGAUGUUAGAAAGAUUGGCAAACCACCCUUUUUAUUGUUUUCUUGAUGGCUACAGUGGUUUCUUCCAAAUCCCGAUCCACCCUAAUGAUCAGGAGAAGACCACUUUCACAUGCCCUUAUGGCACCUUUGCUUAUCGAAGGAUGCCAUUUGGGCUGUGCAAUGCUCCAGCAGAGAUUUCCGAGAAAGGGAUCGAGCUCGAUCGAGCUAAGGUGGAUGUCAUGUUGCAGCUCCCUGUUCCCAAGACUGUGAAGGACAUAAGGAGUUUUCUGGGUCAUGCAGGGUUCUACAGAAGAUUCAUCAAGGAUUUCUCAAAGAUAGCAAGACCCUUGACAAGGCUUCUGUGCAAGGAGACAGAUUUUGAGUUUGAUGAAGAAUGCCACAAGUCUUGGACCUUGCUGAAGGAUGCUCUGGUGUCUGCGCCAAUAGUACAAGCUCCAAACUGGGAUCACCCAUUUGAGAUUAUGUGUGAUGCAUCUGACUAUGCAGUAGGAGCAGUGCUUGGCCAAAAGAUAGACAAGAAACUCAAUGUCAUCUACUAUGCAAGCAAGACUAUGGAUGAUGCUCAGUGCAAGUAUGCAACCACAGAGAAGGAGCUCCUUGCCAUAGUCUUUGCCUUUGAGAAGUUUCGAAGCUAUAUAGUUGGAUCCAAGGUGAUUGUGCACACUGACCAUGCUGCCCUUAGACACAUCUUCGCUAAGAAAGAUACAAAGCCAAGACUUCUCAGAUGGAUCCUUUUGCUUCAAGAGUUUGACAUAGAAGUUGUGGACAAAAAGGGAGUAGAAAAUGGAGUUGCUGAUCAUCUCUCUAGGAUGCGAGUUGAAGACAUGAUCCCCAUCAAUGAUUCUAUGCCUGAAGAACAGCUUAUGGCAAUCAUGAUCUUGAAGGAGAGUUUUGAUGAGAAAGUCAGGCUGGAAGAAGUUAAGGCUCUGCGUGAUGAGAAUUUGCCAUGGUAUGCUGAUAUAGUGAACUUCAUGGUGUCCGGAGAAGUCCCUAGUAGCUUUGAUGCUUACAAGAGGAAGAAAUUCUUCAAGGAUGCUAGGCAUUACUAUUGGGAUGAGCCUUACUUGUACAAGAGAGGACCAGACAGCAUUUACAGGAGAUGCAUAGCUGAAGAGGAUGUGCAAGGAGUUCUAGAGCAUUGCCAUGGGUCAGCUUAUGGAGAUGCAGCAAGCUACAUCGCCAAGUGUGAUCCAUGCCAAAGGAAAGGAGGGAUCACCAAGAGAGAUGAAAUGCCACUAAACCCAAUUCUAGAAGUUGAGAUCUUUGAUGUAUGGGGAAUAGACUUCAUGGGACCUUUCAAGCCUUCCUCAAACGGGCACAACUACAUUUUGGUUGCUGACUAUGUGUCCAAAUGGAUUGAAGCCAUCCCCUGCCCAACCUGUGAUGCCAAGGUGUUUGAGAAGUUGAUGAAGAGUUAUGGAGUCAAGCACAAGGUCGCUACACCUUACACCCUCAAACCAGUGGGCAAGUUGAAGCUUACAAAACCCCCAUUGGAAGGUCUCCUUUCAACUUUGCUGUAUGGAAAGGAUUGCCACUUACCUGUGGAGGUCGAAUACAAGGCUUUAUGGGCAGUAAAGAUGCUGAACUUUGAUAUAAAGGCAGCACAAGAGAAGAGGAUGAGAACCAAGGCAGCCCACGACAAACUGAUUCGCCUUAAGGACUUCAAGGUUGGGGACAGUGUGCUCUUGUAUAACUCCAAGCUAAGGUUGUUUCCCGGGAAGCUAAGGUCAAAGUGGGCGGGACCAUUCAAGAUUCACGAAGUUUACCCUAUGGAUCCCUCACUCUGCUCAAUCAAGAGGGGAAGGAAUUCACAGUGA
Microthlaspi erraticum is the source of this 2433-nucleotide messenger RNA. NCBI's taxonomy places the organism in Eukaryota, Viridiplantae, Streptophyta, Magnoliopsida, Brassicales, Brassicaceae. The record is from the annotation of a GenBank genome assembly.